This is a messenger RNA of Camellia sinensis, 4600 nucleotides long. RefSeq lists its product as uncharacterized. NCBI's taxonomy places the organism in Eukaryota, Viridiplantae, Streptophyta, Magnoliopsida, Ericales, Theaceae. The record is from RefSeq and is a predicted model, not a curated record. Gene Ontology annotation, molecular function: hydrolase activity.
GGAGGGAAUAUGCCAUUUUGUGGUUCUUCGCAGACGUUUUCAGAUGCUAAGUCGGUCCGAUAAUUCCCCAUUUUUAUAUAUACACCCACAUGCCGCUUUCCUCUUCCUUCACUCUCUCUCCUCCAUCCUCGCCUUCAGGAUUCAAGACCAGAUCUUUAUGGUGGAUUUGGUGCUUACAAAGUGGACUUUCUUUGCAAGAAUUUGAAUUAAGUGAAAUAACCUGGAUGCAAGAUGGGUUCUGACUGGCAGUCUGUUGGUUUAUUAGAUACCCUCAAAAUGGAAAGGGUUAGGACAAUUUUAACUCACACAUAUCCUUAUCCACAUGAGCAUUCACGUCAUGCUAUUAUUGCCGUGGUUGUGGGUUGCCUGUUCUUUAUCUCGUCUGAUAAUAUGCAUACUCUCAUACAAAAGUUAGACAACAACAUCAAAUGGUGGUCAAUGUAUGCUUGUCUCCUUGGUUUUUUCUAUUUCUUUUCAUCUCCUUUUUUAGAGAAGACAAUUAGACCAAGUUAUUCAAAUUUCAGUCGGUGGUAUAUAGCUUGGAUUUUAGUGGCAGCUUUAUAUCAUCUUCCUAGUUUUCAAUCAAUGGGAGUGGAUAUGAGGAUGAAUCUCUCUUUGUUUUUGACAAUAUUUGUGUCAUCGAUUUUGUUUCUUCUUGUUUUCCAUGUAAUAUUUAUUGGCCUCUGGUAUAUUGGUCUCGUUGCUCGUGUGGCAGGAAAGAAGCCUGAAAUCCUGACCAUUAUUCAAAAUUGUGCGGUUUUAAGCGUAGCCUGCUGUGUGUUCUAUAGUCAUUGUGGCAACCGUGCUAUUUUGAGGGAAAAGUCUUUUGAACGAACAAAUUCUGGUUGGUUUUCUUUUUGGAAGAAACAAGAGCAAAAAACAUUGCUUGCACAAUUCCUCCGCAUGAAUGAAUUUAAAGACAAGAUAUGCUCAUCAUGGUUUGCUCCAGUUGGGUCUGCUAGUGAUUAUCCUCUUUUGUCCAAGUGGGUUAUUUAUGGUGAGUUAGCUUGCAAUGGCUCAUGUGUGGGAUCAGUAGAUGGAAUUUCUCCGAUAUAUUCGUUAUGGGCCACAUUUAUAGGCCUCUACAUUGCCAAUUAUGUAGUGGAAAGAUCAACAGGAUGGGCUCUCACUCACCCAUUGUCAGUCAAAGAAUCCGAGAAGUUGAAGAAAAAACAAAUGAAACCUGAUUUCUUGGAAAUGGUUCCUUGGUAUUCAGGGACGUCAGCUGAUUUGUUCAAGACAGUUUUUGACCUCCUGGUAUCAGUAACUGUAUUUGUUGGGCGUUUUGAUAUGCGCAUGAUGCAGGCGGCAAUGAGUAGGGUUCAAGAUGGGCCUCAAAAUACCGAUCUUUUGCAUGAUCAGUUCAGCGAGAAGGAUGAUAUGUGGUUUGACUUUAUAGCGGAUACUGGGGACGGUGGAAAUUCUUCCUAUACUGUGGCAAAACUUCUUGCUCAACCCUCCAUUCAGCUUCAUAGUGGGGAUAAAGUGCUUGACCUGCCACGUGGAAACCUUCUUUUGAUUGGGGGUGAUCUUGCGUAUCCUAAUCCAUCAGCGUUUUCAUAUGAAAAGCGCUUCUUUUGCCCCUUUGAAUAUGCUCUCCAGCCUCCAUCAUGGUAUAAAGAAGAGCAUGUAGCUGUAAACAAGCCAGAGUUACCUUGUGGGGUGUCUGAACUGAAGCAGUAUGAUGGACCUCAGUGUUUCGUUAUCCCCGGAAACCAUGAUUGGUUUGAUGGCCUUCAAACCUUUAUAAGGUACAUUUGUCAUAAGAGCUGGUUGGGUGGAUGGCUUAUGCCUCAGAAGAAAAGCUACUUUGCUUUGCAACUACCUAAAGGGUGGUGGGUCUUUGGUCUUGACCUCGCCCUCCAUUGUGAUAUUGAUGUAUACCAAUUCAAAUUCUUUUCAGAAUUAAUAAAUGACAAGGUUGGAGAGAAUGAUUUGGUCAUCAUAAUGACACAUGAACCAAACUGGCUUCUUGAUUGGUACUGGAAUGACAAAACAGGGAAGAAUGUCUCAUAUCUGAUACGUGACUGUUUGAAAGGAAGGUGUAAACUUUGGAUGGCUGGGGACUUGCAUCAUUAUAUGCGUCAUUCGUAUGUUCCAUCAGAUAAGCCAGUUUAUGUGCAACAUUUACUUGUUAAUGGUUGUGGUGGCGCUUUUUUGCAUCCCACGCAUGUCUUCAGUAAUUUCAAGAAAUUAGAUGAAACUUCCUAUGAGAGCAAGGCUGCUUAUCCUUCUUUUGAGGAUUCAAGCAGGAUUGCCCUGGGAAACAUAUUGAAAUUUCGAAAGAAAAAUUGGCAGUUUGAUUUCAUUGGUGGCAUUAUAUAUUUUAUAUUGGCCUUUUCUAUGUUCCCACUGUGUAAGCUAGACCACAUCUUGCAGGAUGACACAUUUUCUGGUCACAUGAGGAGCUUCUUUAGAACAGCAUGGGAUGCUUUUAUUUACUUGCUGGGACACUCAUAUGUAUCUUCAGCAGGUGCUUUGCUAUUGUUCAUAACUGCAUUCACGUUUGUCCCCUCCAAGAUCUCUCGGAAAAGAAGAUUGAUAAUUGGGAUUCUUCAUGUUUCUGCACACCUGGCUGCAGCACUUAUUCUCAUGUUGGUGUUGGAAAUAGGUGUUGAGAUAUGUAUCCGGCACAAAUUGCUGGCAACUUCAGGUUACCACACUUUAUAUGAAUGGUAUCGGUCCGUGGAGAGCGAGCAUUUUCCAGACCCAACUGGCCUUCGGGCUCGUAUAGAACAAUGGACAUUUGGUCUUUAUCCAGCGUGUAUUAAGUAUCUCAUGUCUGCAUUUGAUGUUCCCGAGGUAAUGGCUGUUACCAGGAAUAAUAUUUGCAAGAAUGGGAUGGAAGCACUCUCCCGAGGGGGUGCAGUUAUAUACUAUUCAUCUGUGUUCCUUUAUUUCUGGGUCUUCUCUACUCCUGUUGUGUCCUUGGUGUUUGGAAGCUACUUAUACAUAUGUAUUAAUUGGCUUCACCUACACUUUGAUGAAGCCUUUUCUUCACUUCGCAUUGCUAAUUACAAGGCUAUCACACGCUUCCAUAUCAACCAUGGUGGUGAUCUUGAAGUUUACACCCUUGCAGUUGAUAAGUCAGGAGGAGGGAAAAUGGAAAAGGGAAGCAGCAUAAGGAGCGGAAAUUACAAGGUGAAAGCAUUACAGAAGGCCAAUCUCAUGAGGUCUGGAGCUCGACUCAAAUUCUAGAAAAGGAGAGAAGCUCUAGCCAAGCAUUAGUCUUGUUGGAUUAUCUGAAACCAUCGAUUGGCUUGCAUGUGAAAGGUGUUGUCUGGAUGAUGGUACAACGGAUUUACGGGUACAUUUUUUCAUGGUUAUGCUCUUUUUUUUUUUUCUUUUUUUCUUUUCUUUUCUUUUUUUUUUUGGAGAAACAUUUCUUUGUUAAAUUACUAUGGCUGCUGUGAGUGAAAAUCAUCAUCUUGGGUUACUAUGUUUCAUCAUGGUGAUUGUAGUUUUAGAUUCUACCUCGUUUGGAAACAUGUUAUUUUAGUAACUUUUUGGCUUUUUACGAAAAAAUGUACAGAAAAGUACAGAGAGAUGUGACAAUUUAUAGUGAUUUUUUGGCUAAAAGUGAAAGUUCCCGAACUAGGCAGUGUCAUUCUUAGAUAUCCAAUCCUUGCAUUAGGGGGUUUCAAUUGUUAAUUGUGGUCUUAUUCCUUGGUGCUUUGGGUCAGGGUUCUUUUGAGAGAGCAAUCAUCUAUUCAAUUCUUUAUCAUUUUCGUUUUUUUCUUCUGAAAAAGGUUUUGGCUUUUGAAUUGCAUGUACCUUGUGAUUUGGGACUGCAAUUAUGUUCAAAAAGGGUUUUCUGAAGCCAAUAUCAUUGGGAAAGAGAGAAAGGUAUUGCAACGCUUGUUGACACAGGUUCAAAUAAGGGUAACUUGAGAUGUACAUUACCUUUUGACAUGUUGUCUUUUGGAUUCACUUGAAAUAGCUUUAAUCAAAAUGCCUUUCGUGUGGACUCAUAAAUAUGGAGUAUCAUCAUGGUAGAAGAACAUUGCAAGGAAUGAAUGAUGUUUCAAAUGAGCCAAGUAAAGCGACCCCUUUGAUGCCCCUCAUUGUUUCUCAUCAGAAAUGUGAAGCACACCAAAAGGGCACAAAGAGAGGAGCUACUCUCAAUGAGCCUACUGAGGGGGCAAAAAUGGAAAAGUAAUCAUGGGAAGAUUUUUUUUCUCCUCAUUGAUCAUAAUUUAUGAGAAAAUCUUAAAGUUGACAGUAACUUCCAAUUCUUUCAUUGAUCGAGCUUGCCAAUUGUUGAAAUUCAGGACAAAAAGGAAAAAGGGUUCUUCGAAGCAGACAUGCAAGUUAAUGGCAUGAUUGAACCAUCACCUUCUCGACUAGCAUUCCCACGUUUCUAGUGAUCACAAUGAACAAUUGUAGACACCAGUCUCUGAGCACAUUGAAACUCUUCUUAACCAAUAACCUGGUUUACUGUUGUUGUUUUUGGAUUGUGUUUUCUAGUUUCAUUGCAAGGGUUCAUUGUCAUUGCUCGUAGAAAGGUUCUUGCUUUUCAAUUUGUUUGGGCUCAGUUUUCUUCGUGAUGUUUGAUUACUUGUUAUGAUUGUCAUUGGAAAUUUUGGUCAAAUUCGUGUUA